Lachancea thermotolerans CBS 6340 is the source of this 1242-nucleotide messenger RNA. RefSeq names its product mannosyltransferase KTR3 (gene KTR3). The record is from RefSeq and is a predicted model, not a curated record. Lineage: Eukaryota; Fungi; Ascomycota; Saccharomycetes; Saccharomycetales; Saccharomycetaceae. The transcript has a single exon. Gene Ontology annotation, biological process: cell wall mannoprotein biosynthetic process; protein O-linked glycosylation; protein N-linked glycosylation. Gene Ontology annotation, molecular function: alpha-1,2-mannosyltransferase activity. Bases 1 to 1242 code for a protein of 413 amino acids. Gene Ontology annotation, cellular component: Golgi apparatus; membrane.
AUGGCUCUUCCCCCAAGAAAAAAGCUUAUGCCAAAGUCUGCGGUACUUGUAAAAAAGUACCAGCGCCCCAUUAGGGUGGUUUUCGCAGGUUUGGUGGCCACCUUAUGCAUUCUUUUCGUCCUACACACACCUCCUUCUCGGACUGCGUUUGCAAACAAGUCAAGCUCCUUGAGGGUACCGAACAGCCUUAAUGUGAUUGAUCCAAAAACACUUGAAAAGCCACAUGCAGACAAAGUUCAAAAAGUGCAAUAUCCAGAAAACGACGGGACUCGAGAAAAAGCUACGUUUGUCACACUGGCCCGAAACUCGGACUUGUGGGAUUUAGUAGGUUCGAUCAGACACGUUGAAGACCGUUUCAACCGUCGCUUUCACUACGACUGGGUUUUUCUUAAUGACAAGCCUUUCACAGAAGAAUUCAAAAGGGUCACCAGUGCACUUGUUUCUGGUGAGACAAAGUACGGCCUCAUUCCUGAAGAACAUUGGUCAGUCCCUAGCUGGAUCGACGAGGACAGGGCAGCAGAAAGUCGAGCAAAAAUGGUAGCUCAAGACAUCAUAUAUGGAGAUUCUGUUCCUUACCGCCACAUGUGCCGUUUUGAGUCAGGAUUUUUUUUCCAGCAUGAACUUCUGAAGGACUACGAAUAUUACUGGCGUGUCGAGCCCGAAAUCCGCUUCUUUUGCGAUAUUCACUAUGAUGUUUUCAAGUUUAUGAAGGAGAACAAAAAGAAGUACGGGUUUAUCCUCUCUUUGAGCGAAUACGAGGCCACGAUCCCCACGCUCUGGGAUACAACAAAACAAUUUAUGAAAGAGAACCCGGGUUUUGUUAACAAAAACAAUCUUCUGGAUUUUGUCUCCAACGACAAGGGCGAAACAUACAACAUGUGUCACUUCUGGUCAAAUUUCGAAGUCGGAUCGUUGGAAUUUUGGAGAUCUGAAGCUUACCAGGCUUACUUUAACUACCUUGACAAGUCUGGUGGAUUCUUCUACGAGCGCUGGGGUGACGCCCCUGUUCACUCCAUUGCUGCAGCUCUAUUCCUGGACAAAAGUGAGCUUCACUUCUUUGAUGGGUUCGGCUACUACCACCCUGACUUCUAUUCUUGCCCAGUCGAAGAGAACAUCAGGCUACAGAAUCAAUGUACAUGUAAUCCUGAGGACGAUGUCACUUGGUAUGACUACUACUUCUGCACAAGGAAGUACUUUGAGGCCCAGAAGCUGAGCUUCCCUCCUGGGGUAAAUUCUGCCUGA